GAACAAAUUGAGAUCAUUUUUCUCAUCGAAGUUCUUCAUUUUCUCACCGGAAUUUUAUAUUUUCUCACCAGAGUUGUCACUUUCUCGGAGUCCAAACAACACCUCUGCAACAGUAGCCAUGGCUUCGAAUUCACCUUCCUCGAAUCGCCUUCGCGUAGGCUACGCUUUUCCCCCAAACAAAGAGCGUAAUGUGAUUCGGCCGUCUCUGAUUGACUACGCCAAGCUCCAUGGCGUCGACCUGAUCCGUAUCGACCUCCAAACGCCGCUCCUCCACCAAGGUCCAUUUCACUGCAUCAUUCACAAACUCUACGACGAUGCUUGGGCAGAGAAUCUCCAAGACUUUGCCUCCAAGAAUCCAGACGUUGUCGUCGUAGAUCCGCCGGACCUGAUCUCGAAACUCUACAAUAGAGUCUCCAUGCUCGAUGUGGUGAGCCAGGUGAAGGUUUCCGACACCGGCGCGAGGAUCGCGGUGCCGAAACAGAUCGUUCUAAAAGACGAAGAAAUUAAGGAUUUGGAGUUGAAAUUUCCGUUGAUUGCAAAGCCGUUGAAGUCAGACGGAAGUGCGAAAUCGCACGAAAUGUCUCUGGUGUUCAAUCGACGCGGAUUGAAGGAUUUGGACACGCCGGUGCUUCUGCAGGAAUUUGUGAACCACGGCGGAGAGAUGUUCAAAAUCUAUGUUGCUGGAGAUCAAUCGGUGUGCGUGAAGCGAAAAUCGCUGCCGGAUGUGGCGGAGACAGAGGAGGAAUUAGAGAAGAAAACAGAGGGAGCGAUGAAAUUUUCGCAGAUAUCUAGAGCAGUGGAGAAGAGCGAAAAAUGCAAUGGAGAGGAGAAAAAAGAGGAGGAAGAUGAGAUUGAAAUGCCGCCGGAGAAGGUAGUGACGGAGGUAUCGAGAGGGUUGAAGGAAGCGAUGGGGAUUAGGCUGUUCAAUUAUGAUAUGAUAAGGGAUGGAAAUGGUAUGUACUACGUAAUCGACAUAAAUUACUUACCGGGAUUUGCAGUAUUGCCGGAGUACGAGCCAUUUCUGACGAAGUUCUUCAAGGAAGUUGCGGCGGAGAAGAAGGUGGAAGAGGCGGAGGAUUCUGCCAUUGAAGACGAGAAAGUAAAACCACGGUGCUGCUGUUUCCAGUGAACGUGAAAGCUGUUACCAUAAUCGAGGGGAAUUAAAUUCACUUUUUUUUUUUAUUAAUUGUUUUUUGGAAAACCGUUUGCAUUUUUUUUUUUUUUUGGAAAACCGUAAAACCCCUAUUGUUCUAAAAACAAAUAAAAAUAAAAAUAAAAAUAAAACAGCGUACAAAACUUUAUUGAGGUAUAAUAAAAAAAAUUCUUGAAAAACGUAAUAGAUCUUAGGUGAAUAAAUUCUCCCUAAAAUUUUCUGUUAUAUCUAAUACAUCUUUCCCCUAUUCGACAUA
This is a messenger RNA of Benincasa hispida (wax gourd), 1409 nucleotides long. Lineage: Eukaryota; Viridiplantae; Streptophyta; Magnoliopsida; Cucurbitales; Cucurbitaceae. The record is from RefSeq and is a predicted model, not a curated record.